UGGCAGCAUCUCUUUGGAACGACGCUGAUUUGUUGAUCACGGAAAAUGACGCAGGCACGUCCGCAGCCUAGCAGCGGAAAAGAGACGGCGUAAACAAAGCCGACAGCAACAAACCAGCUAAUGCUCAAUGUCCUAUCGCCAUGUAGCAUAUUGUGGUUGAGGAUCGUUCGGCUGAAGCUGAAGCACGGCUGGAGAGAGGAGGCGCUCCUGGAUAGAUGACCAUUGAUCGCAGUCAUCUGGACGCGGAGUGCGAUGUUCAGUCUGAUGGCGAACUGCUGCAACUGGUUGAAACGCUGGCGGGAGCCUGCGAGGAAAGUGACCCUGGUGAUGGUGGGCCUUGAUAAUGCAGGAAAGACAGCAACAGUGCGAGGAAUCCAGGGAGAUAAUCCACAGGAUGUGGCUCCCACUGUGGGCUUUUCCAAAGUAGACCUGAAGCAAGGAAAGUUUGAGGUGACCAUCUUUGACCUCGGGGGUGGGAAGAGAAUCCGAGGCAUCUGGAAAAACUACUAUUCAGAGUCACAUGGCGUGGUGUUCGUGGUGGACUCCAGCGAUGUCCAGCGAAUUCAAGAGACGCGGGAGACCAUGGCAGAGGUCCUCCAGCACCCACGCAUAGCCGGGAAACCUGUUCUAGUGCUUGCCAACAAACAAGACCAGGAGGGAGCACUGGCCGAAGCAGACAUCAUUGAGAACCUGUCCUUAGAGAAGCUUGUUAAUGAGAACAAGUGUCUCUGUCAGAUCGAGCCAUGUUCUGCUGUUUUAGGCUAUGGAAAAAAGAUUGAUAAGUCCAUCAAGAAGGGACUGAACUGGCUCCUCAAUAACAUUGCCAAAGACUAUGAGGCCAUUACUGAGCGCGUGCAGAAGGACACAGCUGAACAGCGUGCUUUAGAGGAGCAGGACAAGAAGGAGAGGGCAGAGAGAGUACGGCGGAUACGAGAGGAGAGAGAACGACAGGAGCGUGAAGAGGCAGAACGAGAAGGCCGGCCGAUCCAAGAAGAGGAGCCCAGUAACGAGGACAUUCAGAGCCCGUUUCAGCCCAUAGGAACCAUGAUUUCGGAGAAUGAAGAUAAAGAAAAAGAGAGGAAAAGGCAGGGAGAGCUGCAGGACGUCAGCACUAACAGCCUAAAGGCCGGGGUGGAUAGGGAGGAUGAGGAGUAUGAGGCUGAUAACGUUGAGGAGCCAGAUGAUACAAGACAAACAACAGAAAACGGUUCAGGUGAGCAAAGCAAAAAGAAGACGAGUAAGCUGCACCUGAAGAGGAAACACAGGGUAGACCCGCUUAGGGUGGAGGAUGGACCAGCGGAGAGCCCCACACCUCCACCCCCUCCUGUGGGAUGGGCCACACCCAAAGCCUCUAGGCUACCUAAACUAGAGCCACUUGGGGACUCGAGGCAUUCUGAGUUUUACAAGAAGCCUCUCCCACCGCUCGCAAAUAGGCCUCGGCCUAAUGGCGAUGCUCACGACGUCAUAUUAUAAACCAUCUUUACUGAUUGAGGUGAGCUCUUGGCCAAUCAUGGCUCUCUCCUUUGUUUUCUGUCUCAAGCAACUGGUGUAUAGACAGCCCAACUAAGCGAGUGAUUGUGGGUGUGGGAGCCGGCGACCAACCUCACUUGCCAAGGACACGGAGUAGAGCCGCGACAUGAAGCUGAUUUUUGAUGGACACAAUUCAGUGAAGCGUGCUGAACCUGCUUGAACAGGUUCUGUCUUCACUCAACAAAGCACAUUCAGUGCUGAACUUGUUUUUUGUUUGUUUUUUUGUUCAUAAUAUCAGUAUUAGAAGGUUUGGGCAACACAUGUCCAAUUGAAAUACUUUAAUUGACAAAGAAUGUAAAUAAAACCAUAUUUAUGUGUCUGUUAAUGAAAAAUGUGUCAGUAUACACGUUGCCAUUAAAAAUUCCCACAUUUCUCUUGGUUAUUUUUGCACCUUGAGAUUCAGAGUCAAAUCAUCAUCAUCAUCAUCAUCAU
Messenger RNA from Menidia menidia (Atlantic silverside), 1962 nucleotides. The record is from the annotation of a GenBank genome assembly. Lineage: Eukaryota; Metazoa; Chordata; Actinopteri; Atheriniformes; Atherinopsidae.